Molecule: messenger RNA, 2684 nt
Organism: Aricia agestis (brown argus)
Lineage: Eukaryota; Metazoa; Arthropoda; Insecta; Lepidoptera; Lycaenidae
Gene: yellow-f
Exons: 12
Coding region: 192-2684 (830 amino acids)
Biological process (GO): sodium ion transport
Cellular component (GO): extracellular region; membrane
Molecular function (GO): sodium channel activity
Source: RefSeq, a predicted model, not a curated record
UCGCGUUUGUUUAGUUUGCCGGACUGCCCGGAGUGAACGGACGUGGCGCUAAUACGUUUCCCUCCUCAAUAGCCGUGAAUAUCGCCAGAAUAUUCAUCCAAAUUUGGCACCUUUUGAGGAUAUUGCAGUUUCAGAAGUGAGCGAGUGCCUGCGAAGUCGGGAGAAGCAGAAACAUCUGGAACGAGUCCAGAAUGGGGGGCAUAAAGUUCCUAAUCUUCGUUCAGCUGGUCUAUAUCAGCGCCAGCAUGGAACAGCUGGACAUCAUAUACGAGUGGAAGCAGCUGGACUUCCAGUUCCCCUCGCCGGAGGUCAGGGGGCAGAUGAUCGAGAACCGGACCUUCGUCCCCGAGAACAACAUACCCAUGGGGGUGGAGGUUUAUGGAGACAAGCUGUUCGUGACGGUGCCCAGGUGGAGGGGAGGAGUACCAGCUAGUCUGACAUACGUGAAUCUCACGGACAAUUCUACGAAGUCACCGAAAUUAAUUCCAUACCCGAACUGGGAGGCGCACUUGAGAGAGGGGGACAAGAAGCCAGACAUCGUCUCCCCUUUCAGAGUCCGCGCGGAUAGGUGCGACCGACUCUGGGUGUUGGACAGCGGGAAGAUUAACUCCCUCAACGAAAACGGCACCAUCAAAUUCACACCAGCACUCAUCAUCUUCGACUUAAAGACUGACACAGUCAUCAGAAGGUACACCUUCCCAGAAGACCAAGUCAAGGAAGAUUCAGGGUUCGCAGUCAUUGCCGUCGAAGAUAUGGACUGUGAGAACACUUACGCGUACGCUGGUGACGUGGGCAAAGCUGGUUUAGUAGUAUACUCUUGGGCGAAGAACGAAUCCUGGCGAAUUCACCAUCACUUCUUCAAUAUCGACCCCAUGGCGUGCGAGUACAGCGUCAAGGGACACGAAUUCACAUGGGACGAUGCGAUCUUUGGGUUGUCUUUGGCACCGAACAACAACAGCUACAGCACGUUGUACUUUCAUCCGAUGUCCAGUUUCAAUGAAUUCUCCGUCUCCACAGAGUAUCUAAGGAACGAGUCGAUUGCUGAGGCGAAUUUUGAAGCGUUCAAGCUCUUAGGGAGUAGGGGACCGAACGCGCAAUCUGGAGUAUCAUUCCUUGACCCAAAAACUCGAGUUCUCUUCUAUUCUCUGGUCAACAUGAACGCAGUUGUCUGCUGGAGGACCACCAACAAGGUGUACAACAUGACGAAUCAGGGCAGGAUUUACAAGGACGACGAUACAAUGGUCUAUCCCACUGAUAUCAAAGUUGACACGAAAGAUACCCUUUGGGUUCUCUCUAAUAGGCUUCCUUUGUGGAUGGAUGGCUUGUUGAACGAUACGGAUAUCAACUUCAGAGUGUUUUCAGGGCCUGUCUUGAAGGCCAUCAACCAUACCGCCUGCGAUCCCAACCCCAGCGUUGAGAAAAUAAAGGAACUGCAAAUGAAUAGGACCAUUACGGGCAAGUGUGUGAAGUUCUUCCGUGGGCCGAAUCUGCUGAAGACGGUGGUCGCCCUCGCCUGCUUCGCAUUGCUGGUGCAGCAGAUCGCGUCGUGCAUCAUGAAGCUGAUCGACGUGCCGGUGACCACGUACACCCACUUCGAGUUCAACCGCACCGUCCGCUACCCCAGCGUCACCUUCUGCCGGGAACCGCCCUACAAGUACGACAAACUCAUUGAGUACGGUCUAUAUUCGCAUCCGCGGUUCACGUCAACAUGGUUCGGGUUCAACUUCUCCCGGAUCUCCCUGGACCAGCUCUGGGAGGAGAUCACGUAUGACGAGCAGGACUUCUUCGUUCAGUACGGCCUGGAGAACCUGAGAGAGAAUGUGGUCAUCACCUCGACCUUGGGCUUCAUCACGGGUCGCUGCUUCACACUCUCCCCCCGAAAGGUGUCCCGCGCCACCUCCCAGGCGCAGGGCUACUCCGUGACCCUGCAGCACCAGGCGGCUGACGUGGCCACCGCCACCAGCGUGCUCCCGCCAGGGUAUCACGUACAUGUGCAUUACACAGAGGAGCCAUAUACUGAAGUGGAGGUAUACAACGGUGGGCUGGUGGACUACCUGUACGUGAACACGGGCGAGACGGUGGACAUCAAGCUGACGGUGAACGAGUACGUGAUGAUAAGUGACGAUGAUGACCCCUGCACUGAUGAGCCGGGGUAUAGCGCUAAUGAGUGCACAACGGAGUACGUAUGGCGAGAAGUGGGUUCGGCCGUGGGCUGUUCCGGGCCGUGGAUGACAAGCGAUCUGCCGCCCUGUGACAACUUUCAGGACAUGAGGAACCUCAUAUCCACUUAUAUAAACAUGCAGGAGAACCACGAUAGCGAUAAGUGUCAUCGGACUUGCCGCUCGCUGCUGUAUGGUGCCUUCGUGACGGACAGACAGAGACACUACGGGUGGAACGCCAGGAAUGCUGCUGAGCUGCAGACUACCCUGUACAUCCACUUCAACAACAUGAUGGUGUCGGUGUACGAGGAGCGACACAACUACGACUGGAACCUGUUCCUCGCAGACCUCGGCGGCAGCGUGGGUUUUCUUCUUGGCCUCUCUGUGAUUGGUCUCGUGGCGAUCCUGAGCAACUUCUGCGCGGUAGUGGUGCCGAUGAUGACGAGGAAUCAACGCCUCACCCCAAACGACACAGCCGCUGUUACAGACGAGAUUUCGCGCAAAUGCCCUUAUAAUAAAUAUUAA